Messenger RNA from Etheostoma spectabile (orangethroat darter), 561 nucleotides. Its product is annotated as cystatin-C. Gene Ontology annotation, molecular function: cysteine-type endopeptidase inhibitor activity. Lineage: Eukaryota; Metazoa; Chordata; Actinopteri; Perciformes; Percidae. The transcript has 3 exons. Bases 127 to 561 code for a protein of 144 amino acids. The record is from RefSeq and is a predicted model, not a curated record. Gene Ontology annotation, cellular component: cytoplasm; vesicle.
AUCAACAGAAAGGAAACAGGUGUGUGUAUGUUUCUCUAGAUGGUAUAUUAACUCGGCUUUGAACUAGUCCACUCAGAACCGAUAACAGGACUCCUAAUAGCUGCUGCUGAACAACCUGUUGUGAUCAUGCUGUUUGUCUGGUUUUGCGUUUUUGUUUCUGCUUUCACCGGCCGCUUUGUAACCGAACAAUCUCCUCCGCCUCCCGGUAGCUAUCAAGAAGUCCCGGUGAACAGUACUGAUGUUGUAGAAGCGGCGCAGUUUGCUGUGGUUGAAUUCAACAAAGCCAACACAGUAGACCUGUUUGAUUAUGCAAUUCUGGACAUUACAUCGGCUCAAGUUCAGACCGUCGGAGGAUUUAACUACUUCCUGGAAAUGCUCCUGGGACGUACAACGUGCAAGACCGGCAACACUGCUGCUAUUAAAGGCAACGCUGCUGCUAGCGACUGUGAUUCCAACUCUGAACCCAAGGCAAGUGAACUUAAGUGCACCUUCACCAUCUAUGUAAUCCCUUGGGAAGAUUCACGAGUCCUUUCUCAAAAGGAAUGUAAAGUCAACCACUGA